AUGGAAAACAUAACUCAUCAGCUGCUGUCAUUUACAGUUGUGAUUGCAGCUGUUCAGCUCAUCCAUGGUUACAGCUUUAGGAACUGCAUUGAAGACCCAGAUUCUGAUGGGAAAACUUUCAGUUGCAGUCAUCGAAAGGCAAGAAAUAUAUUUGCUAUUAUUGGAGACCUGCCGCCAUCUGUCAUCAAUCUCACGAUCUUGGAAACUCCUCUGAAGCACCUUCCUAACAACAGUUUCAAUAAGUUAGUUGACCUUCAGCACCUUGGUAUUGAUAACGCCUUGACGACCAUUGAUCAGUUAGCUUUCCAAGGCUUGCAUCAACUGCAGACUCUAAAUAUGGCAUUCAACAGCAUAUCAGAGCUGAGCCCUUCUCUGUUUAAGGAUCUGCAUAAUCUCACCUACCUCUCCAUGAGUUACAACAUAUUGAAGCAUCUCCCUGAGGACAUUUUCUCAUCGGUUCUAAAGCUAGACACUUUAAACAUGAGGCAAAACUUUCUGACAGAUUUCUCAGUCAUUGUUAAGUCUAUUUCACAUCUGACAAAUCUGAGGAUACUAGAUCUUUGCUUUAACAAUUUAACCUCUCUCAGACACUCAAAUGUGUCACUGCCCCAGUCUCUCACUGAUUUGUAUGUUUGUAAAAAUAAUCUAUACACACUGGGAUGUAAACCUUCAUUUCUCAGCUUUAUCAACAUUUUAGAUUUGUCAUACAAUUCAAGGCUCCCUACAAAGGCUUUUGAUCAAGUGGAUUUGAGACAUAUACAUUAUCUGCAUUUGUGUUCAACAAAUGUAACAAUAGUGGAGUUUUUAAACAUUAGCAACAUCAAUGCAAAUCAUGUUGAUUUCUCUGGUACAGGUCUGAAGGAUGAAAGAAUGCUCAAGGAAUUAUGCACAUCGUUGAAAAAAAGGCUGAGAGGGAUUCAAAAUCUGAAUCUGACUAAUAACGGGAUUAGGACUCUUGCAAACAAUACACUGUCUUAUUGUCCUAACAUCACAAGGGCUUUGGAUCUAUCCCGGAACAACCUAAAGAGCACAAACUGCCUUGAGUUUCUCAAAAGACAUUCAUUUAUAAAAGAGUUCAAAGUAGAGCAUAACCAUCUCAACAUUCUAAAAUCCUGUAAAACACACAAAACGUUUUUCAUAAAAAAUCUGGAAAAACUGGAUUAUCGCUACAAUCGCAUCUUAAGAGUUGAUCCUUAUGCUUUCUAUCAUACACCAAAUAUCAAGAUGCUGCAACUUAACAUAAACAGUAUUGCUUUUCUCCACCGUCAUGCUCUCAAAGGGCUAACAAAGCUUGAGAUACUUCGCUUAGACAAUAACCUCUUAACUGAUUUGUUCAAUGUCACAUUUGAAGAUCUGAUCAGACUGCAAAUCCUUAACCUUCGCAACAAUCGCAUUUCUGUCAUUUUUGAUCGGACCUUUUUCAACCUGAAAAUGUUGACUACAUUGGACCUUGGAGGUAAUAAGAUUACUCAUUUUCAGUCAUCGGGUCUUGAUGGACUACAAAGGCUGUCCAAUCUCUAUUUAGAUGGAAACCAACUCAAAGAGAUUGACUCUUCCCUAUAUCGUGCAUUUCAAGACACACUCACUGUCCUGGAUUUACAAAGUAAUCUGAUUCACUUCCUAACAGAAAAUCACGAUUCACCAUUUAUGAAUCUCAGCAGACUGAGUGAUCUGAAAUUAGGUGGGCAGCAGCCUCAUGGGCUCAUUGUUUUACCACACAGUUUACUACGUGGCCUUUACUCACUGAAAUCUCUGUACCUCACCAACAAUAACUUACAUCAUCUUGCUCCUGAUACCUUCGAUGAUCUAAGGGGCUUACGCUUCCUCACACUGGAUAACUGCUGUGUUGGGGUCACAAAAUUACAACCAGGGGUCUUUAAAAAUCUCAGAAAUCUGACCAGAUUGGCUGCAGAAAAUAUGGGCAUUCAGAACUUCUCUAAGGAGGUUUUUGGGAAUCUUACACAGUUACGUUCACUGCAGCUCAAUCGCAAUGUCAUGCAGACUAUUCCUGUAGAUGCACUAGAGAGUCUACCUAAGCUCCGCUACCUCGACAUACGUGAUAUUCCUCUAAGCUGUACCUGCAACAACAGGCUUCUGCAAAAGUACACAAAAAAUAACACAUAUGUUCAGGUGGUCUACCUUUAUAAUUUGUCAUGCCAACACAAUUCCAAACUCAAAUUUCACAAUUUUGACACUAAAGUCUGUUACAUAAAUGUUGGAAUGUACCUGUUUUUUAGCACAGCAGCUGCAAUCUUCUUGUUUACAGUCAUUCCUUUACUUUAUGUUAAACUCUACUGGAAAAUGAAAUACAGCUACUAUGUGUUCCGUGCUUGGUUUAGUGAGCAGUGGAGCAGAAUCAGAGAUGAGGAGGAGAACUGUAAAUAUGAUGCGUUUAUUUCCUAUAACUCAUCUGAUGAACAGUGGAUCAUGGACCAAUUGCUACCCAACUUGGAAGGAAGUGGAUCAUCGUUUAAGCUUUGCCUGCAUCACAGGGAUUUUGAGCUGGGCCGUGAUAUCGUGGACAACAUUGUCUCUGCUGUAUACAGCAGCCGGAAAACUAUUUGUGUGGUGAGCAGGAACUUCCUACGCAGUGAGUGGUGUUCUCUGGAAAUCCAGCUUGCCAGUUACAGACUCUUCGAUGAGCACAGAGAUGUUCUUCUGCUCGUGUUUCUGGAGCCAAUCUCUGAGAGGCAGCUGUCGUCAUAUCAUCGCAUGAGAAAAGUUAUGUUAAAAAAGACGUAUCUCCAGUGGCCUGGUUCACACUGUAAUAACCCAAUGCAGGCCCAAGAACUGUUCUGGAAUCAGCUACGGAGAGCAAUAAAAACGGGUAACAGAGUAGAAACAGAAGAAAGUUACAGAACUCAUGAAAGCAAAGAAGCUGAACCCUUUGAGGAUGAGGCAUUUGAUGAAAAGGUUUACUUGCAAACUUAA
This is a messenger RNA of Archocentrus centrarchus (flier cichlid), 2931 nucleotides long. It is a transcript of the gene tlr21, whose product is annotated as toll-like receptor 21. NCBI's taxonomy places the organism in Eukaryota, Metazoa, Chordata, Actinopteri, Cichliformes, Cichlidae. Gene Ontology annotation, molecular function: signaling receptor activity; protein binding. Bases 1 to 2931 code for a protein of 976 amino acids. The record is from RefSeq and is a predicted model, not a curated record. Gene Ontology annotation, cellular component: plasma membrane. The transcript has a single exon. Gene Ontology annotation, biological process: inflammatory response; toll-like receptor signaling pathway.